GAAGAUGCUCCUCUUUCUCACCAUUGCCCUCAAUGCAUUUCUAGUCAGGUGAGUCAGAGAAUCGACAAGUAUAAUAGUGCCAGCAUUUCCGCUCACGUCUUGACGUCCUAACCCCCUUGGAUCUCUUCCUACCUUGGCAGCGCCUUUGCCUCUGCGUAUCUAUUCCUCGUUCCAGAAUUGCAAGUCCUCUUUUCCGUCAACCGAGAAGUCGCCAUUACCGGCUUUGUGCUCUACGUCAUUGGCUGGGGACCUGGACCACUCCUCUGGGCUCCUCUCUCGGGUGAGCAUCAUCAUCUUGACCUUCCUCACGACAGCCAAAUUUGGAUGCUGAAUCACAUCUCUCCAUUUUUCCUGACAGACUCCAUCGGGCGGAAGCCAGUGUAUAUCGGUUCCUCGCUGCUGUGGACCGUCUUCAACAUUGGAUGCGCUCGAGCCCAGAACAUUGAGACAUUGCUCGUGUGCCGCUUCUUUGCUGGCUUCUUCGGUUGUGCUUGCCUCACCAACGGCGGCGGGUCUUCAGUCGACAUCUUCGAAGGACUGGCCGUCUUGCGAGGUACCGUGGUGUACUCUGCCAUCGUCUUUCUGGGUCCCGUCCUUGGUCCCAUCAUUGGCGGAGCAGUAGCUCAGUACUCUCCUUCGACAUCGCUCGCUGACGAUGGAGGCUUCCGCUGGCUCUUCUACGCUGCCGUCGCUGCCGGUCUCCUCGUCACCGCCCUCCACUGCGUCUGCAUGGAGACACACCACAACACUCGACUGCGCCGUCGUGUCGCUGUUCUCCGAAAGGCCCACCCCGACCAGCCUUGGACGACGAUGGCCGACUCAGCGGGCCUGAUUGUGGCCAGGAAGGUGCUGGCAACAACCUCUGCUGCCGCAAAGAUGCUGAUCGAGGAGCCCAUCAUCAUCCUCAUCUCCGUCUGGCAGACGACGAUCAUGGCCAUCAUCUACCUCUUCUUCGAGUCCUUUGCAGUCAUCUUUGGUCUUGGACACGGCUUCGACUCUUUUCAAGUCGGUCUCAGCUUCCUCGGCGUGGGAAUCGGCAUGCUCUUGGCCUGCCUGUGGGGCAUCACUGGCGAGCCCUUCUUCUGGAUGAAGCGGGUGAAGAAGAGUGGAGGAGAGUGGAAGCCAGAGCUCCGCAUUCCUAUGGGUCUCGCCGGGGCUUGCCUUACCGUCGUUGGUCUCUUCUGGUUCGGCUACACCUCCUAUCCUUCCAUCCACUGGAUUGUCCCCAUCAUUGGGUCGGCCGUGUAUGGCAUGGGAGCACUUUCUGCCAUGCUCGCCACCUUCUCCUACAUUGUCGAUACCUACGCCAUGAAGGCUGCUCCCGCAUUCGCAGCCGUUGGUCUCAUCCGAUCCGUGGUCACUGGUGUCCUUCCACUUUGCGGUACACAAUUCUACGUGAGUGUCGCUGCGAGAGACAUUGGGUAGUCUUGGUAUUGAAAUUCUACUAGCCAACAUUUGCUGACUCAUUCCUUUCUCCUCUUCCUUGACCUUGUAGAUGAACGUCGGACCGAGACAGGCGACCUUGGUCAUUGCCUGCAUUGCGCUCCUGGAAGUGGGCAUUCCUCUCCUGGCAAUGAAGUACGGAGAGCGCGUCCGCCUCAGCAGCAAGAUGGCCAAGCGCUGAAGUAUUACC
Messenger RNA from Microstroma glucosiphilum, 1633 nucleotides. Its product is annotated as MFS general substrate transporter. The transcript has a single exon. Lineage: Eukaryota; Fungi; Basidiomycota; Exobasidiomycetes; Microstromatales; Microstromataceae. Bases 325 to 1425 code for a protein of 366 amino acids. The record is from RefSeq and is a predicted model, not a curated record. Gene Ontology annotation, biological process: transmembrane transport. Gene Ontology annotation, molecular function: transmembrane transporter activity.